Messenger RNA from Neogale vison (American mink), 3420 nucleotides. It is a transcript of the gene FAM184B, whose product is annotated as family with sequence similarity 184 member B. Bases 4 to 3207 code for a protein of 1067 amino acids. Lineage: Eukaryota; Metazoa; Chordata; Mammalia; Carnivora; Mustelidae. The transcript has 18 exons. The record is from RefSeq and is a predicted model, not a curated record.
GCCAUGGCUUCUGUCCUCAACAGCAAAAUUCACGCGUCCGGGACUUGCCAGGGCUCCAAAGCUGAUGCCCGCGGUGGCGCCAACUGGAGAAUGGACUGGGAUCCCGACAUGCACGUGAAAAUGUGCAAGAAGAUCGCCCAGCUCACCAAGGUGAUUUACGCCCUCAACACGCGCCAGGAUGAGGUGGAGGCCAGCAUGGAGGCGCUGCGCGAGGCCCACCAGGAGGAACUGCAGAGUGCGGUGGCGGAGACCAAGGCCAGGCUCCUGCAGGAACAGGGCCGCGUGGAGGAGGAGGCCCUGCUCCAGCGCAUCGAGGCCCUGGAGAGCGCGCUGGAACUGCAGAAGAGGCUGACGCAGGAGGCGCUGGCGCAGUCGGCCACGUGCAGGCUGGAGACCAAAGAAAGGGAGCUGAGGGUGGAGGCUGAGCACGCCGAGCGGGUCCUCAGCCUCUCCAAGGAGAUGCUGGAGCUCAAGGCUGACUACGAGAAGAGGCUCAGGCACCUGACAAGCCACGAGGCGCCCCAGUGGGGCCGGCUUUCCCAGGAGGGCCCAGACCCCAAGGGAGAGCCAGGCCAUGGCCACGAGAUGCGGGAGGUCCUGCUGGAGGUAGAGCGGCUGCGCGUGGAAAACCAGCAGCUGAGCAAGGACUAUGCCCGGAAGGCAGAGGAGCUGCAGGCCACCUACGAGCGGGACACCGAGGCCAUCCGACAGGCCAUGCAGCAGUCGGUGAGCGAGGCCCUGUGGCAGUGGCAGGAGAAGGAGACAGACCUCCGCAAGAACUUCCAGGUCCAGGAGUCGGCCCUGCAGGCCCAGGUCAGGAAGCUGGAAGGAGAUCUGGAGCACAGAGGUCGCAAGAUAAAUGACCUGAAGAAGUACGCCCAGAAGCUAAAGGAGAGGACACAGGACCUGGAUGUGCAGCUCAAGGAGGCUCGGCAGGAGAACUCAGAGCUGAAAACCACUGCAAAAAAACUUGGGGAGAAGCUGGCUGUUGCCAAAGACAGACUGAUGCUGCAGGAGUGUCACGUGACCCAGAAAAGCGAUGACAUGAAGACGGAGCUAGUUUCAGAGAAGGAAGUCCUAGGAAAGGCGAAUGACCUGGAAGGCCGCAGUCUCCAUCCUCAGCAGGAACCAGACUUCCCCAAGGAGUGUCCGUGCACCAAAGGAGGCCCAGAGGCACAGACCAAGAAAGAGGCAAGUAUUGAGACGGAAUAUAUGAAGCAACAAUAUGAAGAAGACCUUCGCAAAAUCAAACAUCAGACAGAAGAGGAGAAGAAACAUCUCAAAGACCAGCUAGUGAAGCGACUAGAAGACUUAGUGAAGAAGCACACGCUAGAAAUCAAGUCCGUUCGCUCGUCGGUGGAGGCCGAGAGGAGGAAGCUGCAGAAGGAAGUGGCAGCACAGGUGGAGGAAGUGAAGAAGAAGUCAGAAAAUGAAAUCAAGCAGCUGGAAGAAGAGAAAGCAGCCCUAAAUGUGAAGCUCCAGAAUUCCCUGCUUGAGGUUUUGAGACUGGAAGAAUUUAUCCAACAGAAUAAGGUAUGUCCCGGAAAAGGCAAAGAAAGGCCCCAGGAACUGGAUUGCCAACAGCACAGCAUUUUAGAGACCCAGGAUCCAUGCUUGAAGCUGAAUAAACCUCAGAGCCUGCCCAAAGGAGAAGAGUAUCACGAUAAGUUAGCAGCUGAAGAAGGAACCAGCAGUGAUGAAGAAGAAAGGAUUGAAGUGCCCCUUAAGGAGGGAAGUGACCUGCAACCUCCACUGCACUCUUUGCUGAAGGAGAAGGCGCCAGAAAUCCAGCGUCUACAGGAGGAGUGGCAAAGCCAGAAGGCUAGAUUGCAGGCCCAGGUCUCCCAGAUGCAGCAGGCUCUGGAGCAGUGCGCCAGCACCUACAGGGAGGACCUGCAGGAGCUCAAGCAACUCUCCGACCACGAAAGGGAGAAGCUGCAGCAUGAGCUCCAGGAGACCAUUCAGCAGAACCAGGCCGUGAAAGCCCAGCUCGAGGCCUCCCACCAGCGAGCCCUGCGCACGCUUGAGAAGGCCAAAAAUCAAGAACUCAAGGCCACAGAGGAGCGCUUGAAGAAGGAAUCCAGCCACAGCCUCCAGAUCCAGCACCAGGCACACCGAUUGGAGCUCCAGGCCUUGGAAGAAAAGGCCCAGCAGAAGCUCCAGGGGGAGCUGGAGAGGAUGCAGACUCAACAGGCUCUGCUGUUAGAGUCCCUCGAGCAGGAGCUGUCGGAGCAGCGGGCUGCCUGCUCCGAGCACCAGAAGGACCUGGAGGCGCUGCAGGCUGAGCUGAGGUCUCUGGGCGGCUUGGGCAGGCGGCAGGCGGUCGCCCAGUGUCCAGGGGACAGCGAGGACCACACCGUCCCUGCCGAGGACGGGGGCGGCCUGGGCCAGGCCCGCUCUCCGCAGGGCGCCGCCGAGCCGGGUCCGAGCGAGGCGUGCGCCCUCUGGGAGGAGAACUCGCAGCUCAAGGACGCCGUGCAGCGGCUGCGGGCCGAGGUGGAGCAGCACCAGCAGGAGGCGCUGCAGCUCCGCGACCAGCGCAGGCUGCUAGAGGAGGAUCAGCAAGCCCAGCGGACCCGGGAGGUGGAGCAGCUACGCCAGGAACACCGGAAGGAGAUGCAGGCCAUGGUGGCAGAUUUCAGCAGCGCUCAAGCCCGGCUCCAGGCCCGGCUGGCUGCCCUGGAAACUGAACUGAAAGAUUCCGGAGAGAAGACGGGGAAGGGGGCGUCCAGGCCAGAGGACGUUCAGCUCAUAGGCCGUCUGCAGACCCGCCUGAAGGAGAGAGAGGAGAUCAUCAAGCAGCUCAUGGAGGAGAGAAGAUUUCACUAUGCAGCCUUCCCCAGUGCCAUGUCCCAUCGGAAUCGGUCCUUCUCUUUCAAUCCUCACCCAGGAUAUUUGACCCCUUCCAUGAAGAAAAAGAAGAUGGAGGAAGUGCCCAGCCGAGUGGUCAGUGUGCCAAACCUCGCCUCCUAUGCAAAGAACUUUCUGAGUGGUGAUCUGAGCUCCAGGAUCAAUGCUCCUCCAAUAACUAAAUCACCCAGCUUGGACCCAAGCCCUGGCUCUGGUCAGCCUUACAAACCUCCCCAGUCUCUAGAGGCGAAAACUGCCACAAGGACACAAGAUGGUGAAACAGCCCAACCCAAAGAAGUCCAGCAGAAACAGAGCUCUGCCCACCAGGAAUGGUUUACCAAGUAUUUUUCUUUCUGAACUGGUUCUUGGGAUCCAUCAGAAAGAGGACAUUUGAAAAACAUUUCUUUUAAAGCAUCUGAUUGAAGGAAUGAACUAAACAACCAACCAACCAAAUAACUUGCUUGUGAUAUGGUUUAUAUAUAUUAGCCAAAACAAAUUUUGGCCUUAACAUUUCAUACAAUUUCAUUGUGACACCAGUGCUUAAAAAAAAUUCUUGGCAUUAAGGUAACC